CAUGUAUCAACAGAUAGAAAUUUUUUAAUUUUUAGUUUUUUUUAGGGGGGAAGGUAAUUAGGUUUGUUUAUUUAACAGAGAUAUUGAGGAUUGAACCCGGGACCUUGUGCAUGCAAAGCUCACACUCUUACCACUGAGCUGUGCCCUCGCCCAACAGAGCCUUUGCUUGAGAAACUUUUGUAUGAAAGGAACCACAGGCAGCUGAGUUGGGAGAUAAGGAAUCUUGGCAUUGGGGUGUCGGAAAAGCAAAGGGAAAUGACGUGCCUACUGAUUGGAAGAAGUGAGUUGUAGAAAGAAGUAGUUAAUUAUGUCUGACUCUUUAAAGAACUAAAUGUUAUUUUGAAUUAAACUAAAAUUUGAAAAGAGGAAACAGGUCUUGGAAGAGGUUACCAAAUAUUAACAGUAGAGUGACUAUAACUAGGGAACAGAUGGUUUUUGUGAAAGUUAGUAUCUUUAAUUUAAUAAACCAGCAGGAAUCUACAAGGACAACACACCCAGUUGGCAAACAGCAAGACCUCACAUGUUUGUUUAGCUGUGUGUAUAUAUAUGUGCUUACCUGUAGAGACAGAAAACCGGGACCGCGGUGACAGAUGGGAUUUCACUGCAAAAAAUUACGCUAAAACAGGAGUCAUUCUGCACGAGGUUCACAUGGUUGAAUUUUGGAAGUAGUGUUGAGUGGGUGCAGAGAAAAUGGGGCAAAAACCAUCGCAACAGAUGACUCUGAAGGACAGUGAAGAGGUUCUCAGCAUCUGUGAGCUGGUCAGUGGAGCUAUAGUCCAUGCAGCUCAGAAACUGAAGGAGUAUCUUGGAUUUGAAGACACCCUGGGCAAUCUCUGCCCAGCUCCAAACACUCUCAAUGAGAUCUUCUUAAUCCACUUUGUCACUUUCUGCCAAGAAAAAGGAGUUGACGAGUGGCUCACCACCACCAAGAUGACCAAGCACCAAGCCUCACUGUUUGGGGCAGACUGGAUUUGGACUUUCUGGGGACCCGAUAAGCAAAUAAGGCUUCAGCUGGCAGUACAGACUCUGCAGAUGUCUUCCCUUCCCCGGGUGGAAUCUAACCCAGAAUCCAGGGCAGAGGCGUCUUCCAGCAAGAGGAGUAGGUUUGAGAAGCUGGAAGAAUUCUGUAACUUGAUAGGAGAGGACUGUCUGGGCCUGUUUAUCAUCUUCGGCGUGCCAGGAAAGCCUAAAGACAUCAGGGGAGUUGUCCUGGACAGUGUCAAAGGUGAGACAGUGAGUCUGAGAGGAGGGAUGGCUGUGGCACAAUUCGUCCUGGAAACUGAAGAUUGUGUCUCCAUCAGGGAGCUGCUUGGAAACUGUCUGAGUAAGAAAGACGGGCUGAGAGAGGUGGGCAGGGUUUAUAUUAGCAUCCUCUGAACUGGAGAUGUGUGAUAAGACUGACCUGGCCUGUAAGAUGAAAACAAAAAAAUAUUCACCCCCUUGCAUCAUUUCUUAAGGGGUUUUUCUUUCCUUCCCCAACUCCCUAACUCCAUUGAAUGAAAACCAUCACCUGGGUCAAAACAGAUGAUUAUGGACAGGAGAAAAAAAAAACCUUCCUGUAUCUCAGGGAAAAUUUAAUAAUUUAGCUUAAUUUUUGAUUCAACAAUAAAAGUGGAGAGUAUAAUAAAGUCACCUUUAAAGUUUGAUUUGGAAAAAAAAUCUGAAGUCUAGCAUUUGAAAAUGUAAAGUGUGUUUUUACUGCUGUGUGUGGUGGGGGGGCAGGUAGGGAAAAGUGGUGCAUAAGACGGAUUUAAUGACAUUGACAAAACCGCUUUAGCUCAGGACUCCCAGGCAAAACCUGGUAUGGCUCUCUUCCUCCAAUCCCUGCCCUGACCCCCACCUCAUCCCAAGCUGCUUCCUCUGCAGAGAGGACCUUGGUGGGAUGCCCUUUGGUACUCACUCGAGUGUUAGCCUUACCUAUGAUUUAAACACAGAAACCCAUAUAACAGUCCUUCGUAAUAACGAUGAACAUGUCUUUAGCAUUUGCAGUAAGGAAAGUAUUCAUGUAUAAAAAUCAUCUUUACUUUAAAAGCCUGGGUGGCUGUAACAGUACUGUAGGGGAAGAAAAAUAAUUUUUCCUCUAGGCUUCUAGCGGGUAGAAGCAAAAAGUUGCUUUAAAGUGUAAAUGGAAGAUGGAUUCAUUCACACGUGAUUGUUAAAUGCCUAUGACUUGCGCGGCUCUGUCUAUGCCCAGCCAGUCCAGCAGUGAAAAGAACAAAGUCCCCACCCUCAGGGAGUUUCUCUCUCAAAGGUGGAAGAUAGACAAUAAACAAAUAUAUGCAAAUAUGUUUUAAAUGCAUAUUUACAUAAAUGUCAGGGGUGCUGUAAAGAAAGAUUAAGCAAUGGGUGAGGGAGUAGAGAGUGAAGGAGAUACAAUUUUAUAUGGUGGUAAAGGAAGGGCCUCAGAGAUCUGAAUAGAGAAAGAGCAUCCUUGCAGGUAUCUGGGAAAGAGUGUUCUAGGCAAAGGGGACUGCAGAUGCAGUGGGAAUGCACAGGGGGCUGUGUGGAUGGAGCAGAGUGAGCCAGGAGGAGACGGACAGGCGAUGGUUCAGAGACGUAGCCAGCAAGCAGGAGCAGCAGAUCCUACCGGUGAGGACUUCAGUCUGAAUGAUACGGGGAGAGAAGUGCCUUGAUCUGACUUAGAAUUUAAAAAGUUAAGGAAAGCAAUUUUUUUUAAUUUAACUAUAGUCAGUUUACAAUAUUGUGUUAAUUUCUGGUAUACAGCACAGUGAUUCAGUUAUAUACAUUCCUUUCCAUAUUCUUUUUCCUCAUAGGCUAUUGUAAGAUAUUGAAUAUAGCUCCCUAUGCUAUAGUAGGAUCUUGCUGUUUAUCUGUUUUAUAUAUGGUAGUAUCUCCAAACCCCAAACUCCCAAUUUCUUUCUCCACCCUUCCCUUUCCCAGCUGGUAACCACAAUAUUUUUUUCAUGCCUGCAAGUCUCUUUCUGUUUUGUAAAUAAGUUCAUUUGUGUCAUUUUUUUUUUAGAUUCCACAUAUAAGUGAUACCAUAUGGUAUUUUUCUUU
Messenger RNA from Vicugna pacos (alpaca), 3021 nucleotides. RefSeq names its product RAB15 effector protein (gene REP15). The record is from RefSeq and is a predicted model, not a curated record. Gene Ontology annotation, biological process: transferrin transport; receptor recycling. Gene Ontology annotation, cellular component: endosome membrane; recycling endosome. Lineage: Eukaryota; Metazoa; Chordata; Mammalia; Artiodactyla; Camelidae.